This is a messenger RNA of Cylicostephanus goldi, 621 nucleotides long. The record is from the annotation of a GenBank genome assembly. Lineage: Eukaryota; Metazoa; Nematoda; Chromadorea; Rhabditida; Strongylidae.
GGCAAUGUCGCCUUGAGGAACGUGUACUUUUCCUAUCCAAAUCGUCGACGAGCUCUUAUCCUACAGGGUAUUAACAUCUUAGCGAAGCACGGUCAGACUGUUGCUCUUGUUGGUCCCAGUGGAUGCGGCAAGAGUACCGUAAUCCAACUUGUUGAACGAUUUUAUGAUGCCAUAUGCGGAUCUGUGAACGUUGACAACUACGAUAUUCGUGAUCUUUCCAUCCGUCACAUCAGAGACUUUAUGGCCCUGGUCGGCCAAGAGCCAACACUUUUCAACAUGAGCAUACGAGAUAAUAUAGGUUACGGAUUGGAACGUUGUUCACAAGAUAUGCUUGAGCAUGCCGCUCGUCUGGCCAACAUCCAUGAUUUUAUAAUUUCGCUACCUUCGGGCUACGACACCUUGGUUGGCGCCAAGGGCAGUCUUUUAUCAGGUGGUCAAAAACAACGCAUUGCAAUUGCUCGAGCUAUCGUCAGAGACCCAAGAAUUCUAUUACUUGAUGAGGCUACAAGCGCUUUGGAUACCGAGAGUGAAAAGGUGGUGCAAGAAGCUCUCGAUAGGGCACGACAGGGAAGGACUUGUCUUGUGGUCGCGCAUCGUCUCUCAACGAUUCAGGUACUGCCG